This is a messenger RNA of Fraxinus pennsylvanica, 1284 nucleotides long. Lineage: Eukaryota; Viridiplantae; Streptophyta; Magnoliopsida; Lamiales; Oleaceae. The record is from the annotation of a GenBank genome assembly.
AUGUCAUUUUCUACAAAAUCUACGUGCAUUAACAAUCAUCUCAUCAAUUCAAUUUCUUCUUCUUGUAGUUAUCAAAAUCAUAACAGAAAAUUGUUCUUCUCGUAUAUCAAUUUAAUUCCGAACUCAAAACGGGAAGUUGAGAUUAGCAUAAGAAUCUCUGCUUCGAGUCCCAAACGUGGUUUUGGGCCGUCCUCUAAGAAAUCCUCUGCACUUGAAAAGGAGGAGGAGAAGAAGAACAACAAAAGGCAAUCAUUCUCUCAGCAGCCGCCCACGCAAUCAAAUCAGGCACCUAGCUUAGGUUCUCGAAUUGAUGGAAAGACUAACAUCAUCUCCUCUGAUGAUCUUCAGUUCGAACAGAGGCUGCAAGCAAUUAGACAGUUGGCACUUGAGCAGAAAAAAUCAGAGGAGGAGAAACAAUAUGGUGCAAUUGACUAUGAUGCUCCAGUGAAGACUGAGAGUAGCACAAUUGGGCUGGGGACUAAGAUUGGAGUUGGAGUUGCAGUCAUUGUGUUUGGGUUGGUUUUUGCACUCGGGGAUUUUCUUCCUUCUGGAAGUGUGAGCCCCACGGAGGAAGCCGUUACCAUCGGUAAUACAAUUUCAGAAGAAGAGAGAGAAAAUCUUCAGAAGAGGCUGCGGCAAUUUGAAGAAACACUUAUUAUGUCCCCAGAAGAUCCAACUGCUCUUGAAGGGGCUGCAGUGACCUUAGCAGAACUGGGAGAGUAUAGACGUGCUGCGACAUUGCUUGAAAAAUUGACUGAGAAGAAACCAAAUGACCCUGAUGCUUUUCGCUUGCUUGGUGAAGUUAAAUAUGCGCUCAAAGAUUAUGAAGGAAGUGCUGUUGCAUAUAGAAGUUCUGCAAUGGCAUCGAACACUAUAGAUUUUGAAGUCUUGCGUGGCCUUACAAACUCAUUGCUGGCUGCAAAAAAGCCUGAUGAGGCUGUUCAAGUGCUUCUGGCAUCUCGAGAACGUCUAAAUCAAGAAAAAUCUAAUGUUAAUGCUGAUAUAACUAUGAACAGUGCAACUAACACAAGAACAGAGAUCGAUCUCGUUCAAGUUGAUUUGCUUCUUGGAAAAGCCUAUUCAGAUUGGGGUAAAAUCAGUGAUGCUGUAUCGGUCUAUGAUCAGCUUAUCUCUAGCCACCCUAAUGAUUUCCGGGGUUACUUAGCAAAGGGGAUUAUCUUAAAAGAAAAUGGAAAUAUUGGCGAUGCAGAGAGAAUGUUUAUACAGGCACGAUUUUUUGCACCAGAAAACGCAAAGAUACUCGUGGAUAAAUAUUCACGAUAA